CGCGACUACAUUGAUAAUGCCAACUUUUCAACAAUUCAGGCGCUUCAACAACGCACAUGGUUGAUCCACUGGUCUGUGUUGGUAUUCUUUAACCAUCCCAAGGGACGCGAUUUAAUUAUUGACAUGUUCCUAUAUAAGCCUCUCUACCUAAAUGCUAUACAGACAAUGUGUCCACACAUUAUGCGUUACUUGGCUACCGCCGUCAUCAUUAAUCGUACACGCCGCAAUGCGCUCAAGGACCUCAUCAAGGUGAUCCAGCAAGAAUCAUAUACUUACCGUGACCCCAUUACCGAAUUCCUGGAAUGUCUGUACGUGAAUUUCGAUUUCGAAGGCGCUCGUCUGAAGUUGCACGAAUGCCAAACAGUAAUUUUAAAUGACUUUUUCAUUGUCGCUUGUUUGAACGAAUUCGUCGAGGAUGCCCGCCUUAUGAUCUUCGAAACUUUCUGUCGUAUUCACCAAUGCAUCACUAUUAGCAUGCUUGCCGACAAGCUUAACAUGAAGGCCAAUGAAGCGGAAUGCUGGAUUGUAAAUUUAAUUCGUAAUGCGCGUUUAAAUGCCAAAAUCGAUUCAAAACUGGGUCAUGUGGUGAUGGGUACUCAACCACUGAGUCCAUAUCAGCAGCUUGUGGAAAAGAUUGACUCCUUGUCGAUGCGAUCCGAACAUUUGGCUGGUUUAAUUGAACGCAAGAGUAAGCAAAAGAAUCCGGAGUCGGUCGAUUCGUGGAAGUAUUAUUAAGGUAAUGCUGCUAAAUAUUGAUGAAAAUAACAAAUUUUGUAACAAGCUUAAAUUACGAAGACAAGUAAAGGGAUUCGACAUCUUGCUUACGAGUUCGUUCAGGGAGGAGUAAUUAUAAAUAAUGUCAACAAUUAAUUUUUUUAUUAACCUUGUAAAAACCAAAGCGGCUAGAAUAAAACAACAACUUCUAUUCGGGCUGCCACAUGAAAGAU
Molecule: messenger RNA, 947 nt
Organism: Rhagoletis pomonella (apple maggot)
Lineage: Eukaryota; Metazoa; Arthropoda; Insecta; Diptera; Tephritidae
Product: eukaryotic translation initiation factor 3 subunit E-like
Exons: 1
Coding region: 124-735 (203 amino acids)
Biological process (GO): translational initiation
Cellular component (GO): cytoplasm; nucleus; eukaryotic translation initiation factor 3 complex
Molecular function (GO): translation initiation factor activity
Source: RefSeq, a predicted model, not a curated record